CCAAAACAAAACCAAACCGAACCCUUUUAUGUUGAACCCAUUCCAUCUUAACAGCCCAUUUCCCCCCCCCCCCCAAAAAGCCCUAAUUCCUUCCCAACUGCGAAACCUGUCACCUUCUUACCCCUUAUUCUCGCCGCCGGCGAUUUUGCCGGAAAAUCCAACACCAUGGAAGACCAGAGACGCCUGGUAACAUUGGGCGGAAAAGGCUCAGCACUUUCAUCUUCUUCUGUAUAUGAAAUUGCCAACCGACUCGCUCGUCUGAACAUGGACUCUUCAGCACUCUCCAAAGUAUCAUCGUCAUCUUCGUCGUCGUCCAAUUCUAAAACCAGCAAAACCGAUGCAAAAACUGAUGCGGUUACAAUAUCCGCACCAUUUUCAAUUCUCAGUAAUUUAACACGCGAGGAAUCUAGAGCUUCUCUCGUAAUUCUCCUAAACAAGCUUCUUCUUUCUUCUUCUUCAACUUCUACAGCUGUGAAUCAGCUCUCUGAUCUCAUCCUCAACGAUGUGUCGCCGUCGGAGCAGGAUACUAUUGACGGUGUUUCUCCAGGUGAUUUUUCUGUAGCGCUGAUAGCUGGAAUUUCCACGAUAUUGGAUCAUCGGAGUUCGGCUUUGUCGGUUAUUAGUGAUGCUGUUGCUGCCUUGUCAUGUGAGGCGUUACAAGCUGAUAUUUCAGCUUUCAACUUGAAUGAUUCGGGAGAUGGUUCGUCUGCCAAGGACGUUAUUUCCGUGGCUUCUGACUUGAAGAUCUUGCUUAACGGUUCGAAACGUGUUAACUCUAAGAGUGAUGAACCUGCAGUUGCUAGUGUUCCUGUGGUGCACGGUAAGUUUAGGGAGAUUUGCCGUCUCCUGCAUUCUGGUACUCGUGUUCAAUUGAAUUCUGCCGUUGUAUCCAAUUCGGGAUCUUCUGGUACUGUCAGUGCUAUGUGUACUACGUUGUUUUCGUUGGCUGUGGCGCUCAAGGAUUUGGGUAACAUCAGUUAUAACCGAGCAAAGCACAUUGUCGAUUAUCACAUUGCUAAAGAUAUCGAAUUUUCUGCAAACCCGCAAAAAGAAGAUUCUGCAAACUUGCAAAAAAAAGAUUCUGCAAACCUGCAAAAAGAAUUUUCUGCAAAGCUGCAAGAAGAAUGUCCUCGCCCUGAUCAGCUAAAAGCUCUUUUCGCGUCUUUGGUGUCAGCUCACUCGGAGGAGGAGUAUGUCAAGUUUUCGCAUGAUGUCAACUCUUUACUGGUGAUGGUAGAGCAGAUAAUUUCCUGGGAGGCUCUGGCUGCUUUCAUUUCCCUCGAAGGAAAGGACUUCAUUGGUGGUGCGAGUGUAGGCGAGGACACUACAAAGGCAGUUAAAAAGGGAGGAAACAAAAAGAUAGGUAAAGGUACCACUGCUCUGGUGCAGUUUUUGAAGGAUAGGCUGCUCAGCAUGCCAAUUCAGAAUGUCACGGUUUUGGAGAAUUUGGUUCGCAAUUUCUUGUCCUUACUGGAACCGAAGGACUUGGGAUUUGACACUUUAUUGAAAAAGGUGAAAGAUAUUGUGGAUAGCAAUGAAAGCCGCCGUUUGCCUAAACUACCAAAGGGAACACGUGAUUUUGCAAAGGAACAGAUGGCUGUAAGAGAGAAAGCUUUCUCAAUUAUUGUUGAGGUUUUUAAAAGGCAUGGGGCUUCUGCUUUGGAUACUCCUGCUUUUGAAAUGCGAGAGACUCUUAUGGGAAAAUAUGGAGAAGACUCAAAGUUGAUAUAUGACCUUGCGGAUCAGGGGGGAGAACUUUGCUCUCUUCGUUAUGACCUGACAGUUCCGUUUGCUAGAUACGUAGCAAUGAAUGGUCUGACAUCUUUCAAGCGUUAUCAGAUAGCUAAGGUGUACAGAAGAGAUAAUCCGUCUAAGGGUAGAUACCGUGAAUUUUACCAGUGCGAUUUUGAUAUAGCUGGUCAGUUUGAGAAGAUGAUGCCUGAUUUUGAGGUCAUAAAGAUUUUGACCGAGUUGUUAGAUGAGCUUGAUAUUGGAGAGUAUGAGGUAAAGCUUAAUCACAGAAAGCUGCUUGAUGGUAUGUUGGCUAUAUGUGGGGUGCCACAAGAGAAGUUCAGAACCAUUUGUUCAAGCAUUGACAAGCUAGAUAAACAAUCUUUUGAGCAGAUAAAAAGAGAAAUGGUGGAUGAGAAAGGCUUAAGUAAUGAGAUAUCCGACAGAAUUGGUACAUUUGUCAAAUGGAGGGGACCUCCUGUGGAAUUAUUGUCUAAGCUCAAGCAGGAACGCAGUUUUUUGGAGAACAAUGAAUCUUCACUAGCGUUGGAUGAGUUAGAGAUUAUGUUUAAAGCUCUUGAGAAGUCCAAGUGUAUUGACAAAGUGGUUUUUGACUUGAGCCUUGCAAGAGGCCUUGAUUACUAUACAGGAGUCAUAUUUGAAGCUGUCUUUAAAGGAGCUGCUCAGGUUGGUUCGAUUGCUGCUGGUGGACGUUAUGACAAUCUGAUAGGGAUGUUUGGCACACGACAGGUUCCUGCUGUUGGGAUCAGUCUGGGAAUAGAGAGAGUAUUUGCAAUCAUGGAGCAGCUUCAGAAAGACAAGAAUCAGGAAAUCCGAGCCACAGAAACUCAGGUUCUAGUUAGCAUUCUUGGUGAUGACAGUGCUUUGGCUGCUGAGCUGGUUGGUGAACUGUGGAAUGCUAAAGUGAAAGCAGAAUUCAUGAUCCACAAGAAAGUGAUGAAGCACAUUGAUCGGGCCAGAGAUGCGAAGAUCCCUUGGAUGGUACUUGUUGGGGAACGCGAACUUAGCGAAGGAGUUGUAAAAUUGAAGGAUGUUGUUGCAGCUAUUGACUAUGAGGUUCCCAGAGGUAAGCUUGUGGACGAUAUAUGCAGACGAUUAGGCAUGUAAUAUCUCAAGCUCUUUGUAUUGGUAGAUUGAAACAAGAUUACAUUUUUGGGGGUUUAAAAUCCACCACGUGGAAGCACCCACCCUUGUCCGUUAAUUUACAAAAGAGGGUACCACAUUUUGAGAAUCCAUUACAUGGGAUAAACUAAAUUUGACACUAUGGAAGUGCAUUUUACA
Messenger RNA from Capsicum annuum, 3033 nucleotides. RefSeq names its product histidine--tRNA ligase, cytoplasmic. Lineage: Eukaryota; Viridiplantae; Streptophyta; Magnoliopsida; Solanales; Solanaceae. The coding region runs from base 166 to 2859 and encodes 897 amino acids. The record is from RefSeq and is a predicted model, not a curated record. Gene Ontology annotation, biological process: histidyl-tRNA aminoacylation; mitochondrial translation. The transcript has 7 exons. Gene Ontology annotation, molecular function: ATP binding; histidine-tRNA ligase activity. Gene Ontology annotation, cellular component: mitochondrion.